AUGAUAAAGAAAGAUAAAAUGAAUAUAGAACAAACAGGUAGCAAUAAAUUCGCCUUUGGAAAGCAAAAUGAAGACAAUCUUAUCAUUCAAAAAACAAAAAACAUUUUUAAUCCCAUAAAUCAAAGUAAAAUAAUUGAAAAUAUCGAAAAAAACAGAUUUGGAAUAAAAUUAUACGAUAACAAUCUUGAAUAUAAUGAUAAUAUUGAAACUAUAAUAAAAAAGGUAAUUAAUGAAAAAAAUAUUUACUUUUACAAAAAAUACCCAUCUUAUCUUCUAUACUUAAGCAAUGAAAUAGAUCAGGAAAAUGGAAAAGAUGCAAAUAAUCCAAAUGACAAUUAUAAAAUUCAAGAUAAUAAAAAAAUAUUUUUUAAAAUUCAAAUUCUCCCUAAAAAUAUGGCAAUUAUUUACAACAUUGUUCCAAAAAAUUUAAUAGAAAAAAUUUUAACUAUAUGCGAAAAUAAAUAUAAAAAAAGUAAAACAUCAAUUGGUUAUGAAAAUGAUAAACAAGAAAAUUAUAAAUUAAAAAAUUCAAUAAAUAGAACAAGUUCAACUGUAUUUUUAUAUACCAUUCGAAAUAAAUCAAUGAUCCAAGAAACACACAUCGAUAACGAUUCUACUAUAAUAUAUACCAAAGAUCAAAGUAUAAUAGAAUUAGAAAAUACUAUAUGUGAUCUUGUUAAAAUACCUUUAUGUUAUUUAGAACCAUUAGCUAUAGUUAAAUAUGAAAAAAAUAAUUAUUUUAAUUUACACCAUGAUGGCUCAUUUCGGAGAGCCACACUUUUAAUUUAUUUAAAUGAUGUAAAUAAAGAUGGGGAAACUAUAUUCCCUUAUUAUAAUUUAUCAAUUAAACCUAUUCAAGGUUCUGGAAUAUUUUGGUAUAAUAAUAUACCAAUAGAAAAUGAUUACGCAAUUCAUUAUUGUACUAGUAAAAUAAAACAAUUUUAUAAAAAUUUUAUAAAAAAUACACAUUUACAACCAAACAAUCAUAUCCCUAUUGAAAAAAAAACUCCAAUUAUUGAGGAAGACGCCCAAACUAUGCAUUACAACAAAAAUUCAAUCAAUAGUGAUAUAACAACAUUUAACAACUGUUGCAAUUUUAAUAACAGACAAGAUACAGUUUCCACUCUUUAUACAAAUAAUUUGCCUAAUCAUAAUAAUUUUUCUAUUAAUGAAACAAAAGAUCUAAUUCAUUUUUUAAAGAAUAAAUCAAAUUUACAAAAAUUUUCAAUUGGUCUUGUAAAUGAUGAAUUUGGUUAUAUGUACAUUACUGAUAUGACUAUGAUACAUCAAGCUAAUAAAGUAACAGACGAAUAUAAAUACGUUAUAAAUUGUUUUUUCAAUAUUAAUGUGGUUAGGAAUGUUUAA
This is a messenger RNA of Plasmodium berghei ANKA, 1365 nucleotides long. Its product is annotated as prolyl 4-hydroxylase subunit alpha, putative. The record is from RefSeq and is a predicted model, not a curated record. Gene Ontology annotation, cellular component: endoplasmic reticulum. The transcript has a single exon. Lineage: Eukaryota; Apicomplexa; Aconoidasida; Haemosporida; Plasmodiidae. Gene Ontology annotation, biological process: peptidyl-proline hydroxylation to 4-hydroxy-L-proline. Bases 1 to 1365 code for a protein of 454 amino acids. Gene Ontology annotation, molecular function: L-ascorbic acid binding; procollagen-proline 4-dioxygenase activity; iron ion binding.